AUGUCACAUAUAACUUUAUUUGCUUGUUUUUCAGACGUGGACGAAUGUGCGACUGACAAUGGCGGCUGCGACCAGACCUGUGACAACUCUGUUGGGAGUUACAGUUGUUAUUGUGGUGUGGGCUAUCUCCUGAAUACUGACGGGGCCGGCUGUGACGAUAUCGAUGAAUGUAGCGCUACAAACGGUGGAUGUGAUCACAGCUGUACCAAUACCAUUGGAAGUUUUAGCUGCUCCUGUCCAGACGGUUUCAACCUGAACGUUGAUGGCUUUGUGUGUGACGACGUUGACGAGUGUGCAGAUUUAAAUGGCGGCUGUCAACAAAUCUGCACCAACUUCAUCGGUAACUUCAGCUGUUCCUGUCGUAUUGGGUACGUUUUGGAUCGCGACAACGCCGGCUGCAAUGAUGUGAACGAAUGUUGGAGACAAAAAGGUGGUUGUGAACAGAUCUGCCACAAUUCCCGGGGGAGCUUUUCCUGUGCCUGCAUAGCAGGAUAUCUCCUCGGUUCCGACGGUUUCUCAUGUACCGAUAUCGAUGAAUGUUCGUCUGAAAACGGCGGAUGUGAGCAUGUCUGCGUCAACACCGCCGGAUCCUACCACUGCACGUGUUCUGAUGGCUAUGCACUCACUCCGGACAGACGCAACUGUACAGACGUGGACGAGUGUAUAGAAUCCUAUAGCAUCUGCGGCUUUCAUGCAGUCUGCAACAACUCUGUCGGCUACUUCGAGUGUACCUGCAACCAAGGUUUUCUCAUGAUGUCAGGCGGCUGCCAGGGUAAGAAUAUCAUUUGUCCAGCUGGCAGUAUAGAUAGCUGA
Messenger RNA from Branchiostoma belcheri (Belcher's lancelet), 813 nucleotides. RefSeq names its product signal peptide, CUB and EGF-like domain-containing protein 3. NCBI's taxonomy places the organism in Eukaryota, Metazoa, Chordata, Leptocardii, Amphioxiformes, Branchiostomatidae. The record is from RefSeq and is a predicted model, not a curated record. Bases 1 to 813 code for a protein of 270 amino acids. The transcript is spliced from 6 exons. Gene Ontology annotation, molecular function: calcium ion binding.